GGUUAUUUAAUGUUCAAACCACGCUGCAAACUUAUUUACGAAAUCACGUCAUUAUUAUUAUUUUUUAUUAGUGAGAAAUUGGUGUUUACAGUCACACAACAAAAACAAAAAAAACAGCCGAGUCGUGUCUGCUUCUCUCAGCCGGGCGGGCGUUGUCAGACGGAGCCGAGCCCACAGGACGUGCAGUCAGACCGCUGCUAACGCUAAGUCUCCGGGAGUUAGCUAGGGAGCUAACCAUGAGCUAACGAGCAGCUAGCUCAGUCCAAACGACGCACCGAGGUGAACGCUGUCUACAUUUACCGGAAUCAUCAUUCGGACCCUUUUUUUUUUUUGUUGGGUUGCAGCUGGAUUUUACGGCCUUCAUUUCACAAUCCUUCCCUUCUACCUUUCCCACUCGGAUCUCUCGGCAUACAGAGCCAUGGCAGCUGCUAAGCCAAAAGGGCAGAACUCUCUGGCCCUUCACAAAGUGAUAAUGGUGGGCAGCGGAGGGGUGGGCAAGUCAGCCCUCACGCUCCAGUUCAUGUACGAUGAGUUUGUUGAAGACUAUGAGCCCACCAAAGCAGACAGCUACAGGAAGAAAGUGGUGCUGGACGGGGAGGAGGUGCAGAUUGACAUUCUGGACACGGCCGGACAAGAGGACUAUGCAGCCAUCCGAGAUAACUACUUCCGCAGCGGCGAGGGUUUCCUCUGCGUGUUCUCCAUCACAGAACUGGAAUCGUUCGCAGCGACAGUCGACUUCAGAGAGCAGAUUCUGCGAGUGAAGGAGGACGAGAAUGUGCCAUUUCUCUUAGUUGGUAACAAGUCCGAUUUGGACGACCGACGGCAGGUCAGCGCCGAGGAGGCAAAGGCCCGCGCCGAGCAGUGGGGCGUGUGCUACGUGGAGACUUCUGCCAAAACCCGCGCCAACGUCGACAAGGUGUUCUUUGACCUGAUGAGAGAGAUUCGGGCGAGGAAAAUGGAGGACAGCAAAGAGAAGAACGGGAAGAAGAAAAGCAAAAGUUUGGCCAAGCGAAUUCGAGAGAGAUGCUGUAUUUUAUAGUGGUAAACGUGAGCAGGAUAGCUGCUGAUGUACAUGUACAUUUCUCGGACUUUUGCAUUUAUUUUUGCGCACAUACCUGAUCAUGACUUUCCGUUCCUGAAUAACAGCACAUCUGACCGUGUGUCAGGAAGUAGUAAGGUGGCCUCUCUCUCUGUCUCUCUGUCUCUGUCUCUGUCUCUGUCUCUGUCUCUCUCUCUCUCUCUCUCUCUCUCUCUCUCUCUCUCUCUCUCUCCCUCCCACAUUACAGAGUGUAAUACAUGGAUGGUGUUUGAUUUAGGCCCUAAGCUUGACACGAGGCUAAGCCCCCGAAAUGUUACAGAACCUUUCAUUGUGAAGUUUUGACGUGUAUGAUGUAGUCGGACAGCUGUGCAGUUUAAAAGAAAAGAGACGAGAGUGUCGGAGCCGAGGUUUAAACGGGGAAGUCGGGUUCGUAAAUGUAAGUGAAGAGACUCGGCGUAGCAUCAACCCAGAAUUCCACCAAGUGCCACCAAGGAAAUGUAGGUUGCACUGGUGACUUUAUGAAGCAUUUUAAUUGAAAAGUUCGUUACUAAGAUGCCAUUAAUUAAUUCUUCUUCGGGGUUA
This is a messenger RNA of Cyclopterus lumpus (lumpfish), 1621 nucleotides long. RefSeq names its product v-ral simian leukemia viral oncogene homolog Aa (ras related) (gene ralaa). The transcript is spliced from 5 exons. Gene Ontology annotation, cellular component: plasma membrane. NCBI's taxonomy places the organism in Eukaryota, Metazoa, Chordata, Actinopteri, Perciformes, Cyclopteridae. The record is from RefSeq and is a predicted model, not a curated record. Gene Ontology annotation, biological process: regulation of exocytosis; Ras protein signal transduction. Bases 419 to 1039 code for a protein of 206 amino acids. Gene Ontology annotation, molecular function: GDP binding; GTP binding; GTPase activity.